AUGUCGUUCAUCAAAACGAUAUUUCCCGCUACAAAACGGCGUAAGACGGAUUCGAAUACAUUUGUGCAGCCACAACCGCCUGGUGAACGAAAUGGACAUCAACCAAGAGCGGCAGGUGCAGCAUCUAUGCAACGAGAUACGACUUCCUUAGUGACAAAAAGUCCUGUCUUCGACUCCUUCUGUACCACUCGUGAACGAGAACUUCGUCCGGAUAUGCUUCGAAUGGUGCUAAUCGAAGCCGAGCAACGUGUUUUAUUCGACACUGCAUCCAUAGUACCGAUUGGAUGCAGGCUUCUCAAACGUCGCCGUGAUAUUUCAACUAUAUCACAAAUGCUUUUUGGCGCCAUGCCUACAGCCAUGGGCAGCGAUUCGUUCAAAAUCCACACAAUAUCCGAGGAUCAGCGAUUGCUUAUUAGUCGCGUUUUCGCAAUACCACGAAUAAGCUCAAGAGAGAUGCGCGCAAACGCCGAGUCAUUGGAAUCGUCGGACUCGGAAUCGCAAUCACAGUACAUUACGGUUCGUUCCAUGGACAGCAUGAACGGUAUAAAUCAUAGUAAGCCCGGAUGUAUCUCGUCUACUGCUCCACCAGAAGCAUUCAAGCGUGUGCGUAACACCAGCCUGCAGUUGGAUGACGACACUGACGAAGUUCGUCCAUUCUCUCCACCGACUGCGUCAAGAUUGUCACGUGACCGUCGUCUACAGAUGUCGCACAAGACGAGCUUGUGCGAGCAAUCGCCAUCAACAAGAUGGAAGUCGCGCUCUCGCUUGAGCUCUUGCGGCUCCCAGACGGAUGAUGAACAUGGUCGCCAAGUCGGAUUAGGAAUCAUGUUGAAUGCUGCUGAAAAAAAUUUCCUCUUCCAGCACAUUCCACUCGUUGAAGCUGAAAUGUCUCGCCUUGAGAUGCGAAUCACAAGUGCAGCGGCUAAUUCGACAACUUUCUUCAUUAAUGUCAAUAAGGCUUGGCAAGACUUUUGCUCAUCUCUCUGUCAACUUCACAAUGCCCCACGACUUCGCCAUCCUGUGUGGCUGAGCUUGUUGGAACGAGAUCAAAACGAGAACGUAGUAGUAGCCGACUUCUGUAAACAACUGACACGACUAGUGGAGAAAUUGGACACGAAGCAUACGAACUUUUUCCUUUCAAAUGUGAUCUCCACGGUUCUGAUGCACCACAUGUCGUGGGUGGCUAGUGUGGCACCGCCAUUACACGCACCAACACAUCUUCACGAGAAAAACCCACUUGUUGGCUCGAUAUUCAACGACGAAGCGCCGUAUAUGCCUUACAAUGCGCAGAUUGCACAGUAUUUGGAGAUCAGUGGCAGUGUUGGAAGUGUACAUCGCAUGGCGAAGUUUUGUAACCGAGAAAUUACCGAGCUCUCCCCUGUACCUAUAUCAUAG
This is a messenger RNA of Ostertagia ostertagi, 1395 nucleotides long. The record is from the annotation of a GenBank genome assembly. NCBI's taxonomy places the organism in Eukaryota, Metazoa, Nematoda, Chromadorea, Rhabditida, Trichostrongylidae.